AUGUCUAAAAAAUUAGGUGAGCUUGUGGUCGUUGUUAUUAAAGCGCGCAAUUUAAGUGCCCGCGAUGUCAUUGGGAAGGGGGAUCCUUUUGCCACAUUUCGGAUAGCAGAUAUGGCUAAAAGAACGAAGACAGAUAGACGAGGCGGGCAACAUCCGGAAUGGGAUGAAGAACUACGCUUUCAAAUUAUGGAUGACUCGAGACAUAAAGUAAUGAAGGUUCAAGUUUACAACGAAGAUAAACGAGAGCAUGUUCUUGUAGGUGAUGAAACCAUUAAAUUAGACGAAGUGUUUAAUAGUGGCGAAUGGGAUGCUUGGCAUGAAAUCAAAUUUCGUAACAAAUACGCCGGGGAAGUUUUCCUUGAAAUGACGUUUUAUAACGCUGGUGUCCCACCUCCAGUAGAAAGACCGCCACAACCAACGCCUACAGCUCAAUAUACACCUCAGCUCUCCACUGCAUAUAGGCCUCCAAAUCAAAAUGCUCAUCCCACUAUGAAUAAUAGUGCACCAAUUUCUUAUCCUCCACAAACUGCUUAUUCUCACAAUUCUUCACCAAUCCCACCUAAUUCAUCUCGACCUCAAAGUAAUCCGCCGUACAAUCCG
Messenger RNA from Dentiscutata erythropus, 600 nucleotides. NCBI's taxonomy places the organism in Eukaryota, Fungi, Glomeromycota, Glomeromycetes, Diversisporales, Gigasporaceae. The record is from the annotation of a GenBank genome assembly.